This is a messenger RNA of Syngnathus acus (greater pipefish), 1333 nucleotides long. RefSeq names its product agmatine ureohydrolase (agmatinase) (gene agmat). The transcript has 7 exons. The record is from RefSeq and is a predicted model, not a curated record. Gene Ontology annotation, molecular function: agmatinase activity; metal ion binding. NCBI's taxonomy places the organism in Eukaryota, Metazoa, Chordata, Actinopteri, Syngnathiformes, Syngnathidae. The coding region runs from base 149 to 1231 and encodes 360 amino acids.
GAUAUUUUAAGGCGUGUCGAAUCAACACGAAUAUAACACGUGGGUCAACUAUCAGAAUGAAGUCAUCUUUUAUACAAAGUACGGUGAGGGCUCCAAUGUUGUCAGUUUCAGAGCUUCUAGAACUUGAUUAACAGCAAAACGUCGCAUCAUGUUCACAGCUCUGAAAAGUCGUCUGCGUCUGUUUACAAUGACCGCACGUUGCCUUUCGCUACCAUUUCGGCUGUCGCGUGUUAGUGCGUCAGACGGUUCAGGUUCGAACCCAACUCCCGACAGAAUAUGUUCCGAAAAAACUUUCAAUGUGCCGCCCAGCGCCGAGUUUGUUGCGAGGGUUAGCGGGAUCCCCACAAUGGCCAAGCUGCCCUACCAGGACAACGCGGACGGCCUCGAUGCAGCCUUCAUCGGGGUCCCGAUUGAUACUGGAACGUCCAACCGACCUGGAGCAAGGUUUGGCCCAAGGCAAAUCAGAGUGGAAUCGGCCAUGCUGAGGGCCUAUAACAGCGGUACCAGAGCUGCUCCUUUUGAGUCUCUUAUGGUGGCUGACAUUGGGGAUGUCAACGUCAACAUGUAUGACCUGAAGGACACAUGCAGACGCAUCAGGGAGACCUUCAGAAAGGUGUUGGCUUCUGGCUGCAUUCCCCUGACAAUGGGUGGAGAUCACACGAUUGCAUAUCCUAUCCUGCAAGCUGUUGCUGAAAAAUAUGGACCAGUGGGCCUCAUUCAUGUGGAUGCUCACGCUGACACCAAUGAUGUGGUCUUGGGGGAAAAGAUUGGCCAUGGCACUCCGUUCAGACGAUGCGUGGAGGAGGGCCUGCUGGACUGCAAGCGAGUGGUGCAGAUCGGCCUGAGAGGUUCCGGCUACUCUGCCGAUUCGUACGAGUGGAGCCGGGCUCAGGGAUUUCGGGUGGUGCAAGUGGAGGAAUGCUGGUUCAAAUCUCUGGCACCACUCAUGGAUGAAGUCAGGGGUCAAAUGGGCAGUGGCCCUGUAUACCUGAGUUUUGACAUUGAUGCUCUUGACCCAGGCUUUGCCCCUGGAACAGGGACACCCGAGAUUGCUGGGCUCACUCCAAUUCAGGGAGUAGAGAUUAUUCGAGGCUGUCGUGGACUGAACCUUGUGGGAUGCGAUUUGGUGGAGGUAGCUCCGCCCUACGACACAACAGGAAACACUGCCCUGACAGGUGCUAACCUCCUCUUUGAAAUGUUGUGCGUCCUCCCAAAUAUUAAAUACUACUGAUCCUAUACCUUUUUUUUUUCUUUACAAAAAAGUAGUGUGGCUUAUGAUGAAUGUGCAUCUUGAGAAGAAUUUCUAAAAUAAUUUCUUGAACAAGUUUGAAAA